UCCUACCAGACGCUGCAAUCGGCCGAGCUCCGGAGUAAACCGCUGCGGGACCAGCUGCGUAUCCUGGAGCAACUGCUGGCGGACAUUUCGGCGCAGAAGAUCAAGGUCAACAUGUCGCUGGAGAAGCUGCAGGUUCACUUCCACUCGGACAUCAUCUACACCGACAACCCGAACAUUGUGCAAAGCGGCCGGGCCGUCGUCGGCGAGCUGGACAAGCUGAAUCUGGACGUGUUCCAGACGACGCAGAACCUCGAUCAGGCGCUGACGCAGAUCGAGGGCUGCCAGACGGAGAUGCAAGCGAUCCGCCAGCGGAUCGUGCACGAGGAGCAGCAGCUCCGGAAUAUCUUAUCACCACUGCAUCAGGCUGGCGAUAGUGAACAACACGAACAGGACCAUUUGACGCCGUUCGAUUGGAGCGUAGAAGAAUGUUGCGAGCAGGCAGACGCACGAUCGUCACAGUCAGCAGCAACGGCAGCAACAGCCUCAGCAGCGACUCCAGGACCCGCGGCAUCGGAACCACCGCCGAUGGCUUCCGUUGUAGCCUCGGUGUGGGGUGCCGCCGGUGCUGGUGAUGAUCGCACGUACGCGGAAGUUGUUGCCGGACUUCGGCGACGGCAGCGCCAUAAUCAGCGAUACCAAAUCCACAGCACCGAUGCGGGCAACCAAAAUGUUACAAAGAUAUCGAUUGUUGGCACGCAAGCGAAGGUUAACGUACCAGCCACGCCGCCAACCAUCAGCACCUAUCGCUCGUCCACGCUGUCAACCGAACCCAUCGAGGAUCCAGUCACCACCGCCACCCGCUUCUAUUCCGCUCGUACCGUGCUCAAUCUCGAACCGACCGACCUCAAACCGACCCGGCAGGAGCAGCCUGGAAACGAUGUUCGUAGGUCGCGCCGGACUCCGAAAUCUCCACGGCCGCCACGCCGAAAUGCCGACCGAACUGAACCGGGUGCAUCGAACGUGACGACGAUUAUUGGUGCUUCCUCCAUGCAACCCGUCGUUGUGAUGAGUUCGGCCAGCAUUCGGCCGGAAACUAGUCAUCAGGAUGUGGCCGAGGCCGAACACUUUGGAAACAAGACUUACGCCGAGGUACUGAAAGAAAUAGCCGCAUCGAAUCAAUACCGGAUCCAGCAAACGCAACUACUGGGCAAUGAACCACUUGGUGCUGCCGCUGCCGGUGGCCUCCCUAGAAACCUUGCAUCGCUAGAAGUGCCGUACACUGGCGCAGGCCCACGAUCCCGAUCGAGCUCGCGUAACUCUCGAGGCAGUCGAACCGGAAACAUCGCCACGGUAUCCCGGGUAAACAUUGUGCACAGUGAACCGCAGCCGAUGGUGCCGAAACCUCAGCGGGUUGCCGCCGCCAACGGUACAUGGGCUGGAAAAGUGCAAACACAUCCGAACUCAUCCACCGAUCGUAGUGCUGUGGUAGAACCGCCUGCUUCCGUCUUGACCCUUGGCGCAUCCGAACAGAGUGAGCAAUCCGAAAAUACGAUCUACAAGAAGGCGAAGAAGAGUAAGAUCAAGCAGCCGCCGAAGGAAGUGUUUGUGACUGAAAUUGAUGUGAACAGAACGGAGGCGAGUCCGAUGAAGGUGGUGUCCGUUGUGAACUUAACUGACGAGCCGGACGCGAGCGCUAGUGCGGAGACGAAAAUAUCGAUAAAGUUGAACGAAUCCCAGCCAGACGUAGCCAUUGCGGAGCAGGAACAGAGGGAACAUUAUGUGACGCAGAUCCAGCUCGAUCCCGCGGCACAUCGUCAGCAGAUCCGCCGGAGUGCCAAACAGACAAAGAAACAACGGAAUACAGCUAACAAAUUGCAGCAGAUUGUGGUGGCAUCGGAACAAGAACAGGGACAGAACGUUUCGAUGAUUGAAAUUGCUUCGCCGAAAGAGAAAAGCGUCUCCAUCGUCGAUUUGCGCUCACCGAACGAACCGUUAACGGUUACUUCGAUCGAAUUGAAAGAAAGAGAUGCAACUCAAAAUUCAUCGGAACUCGGUACUCAACUCGACAAUACAACGAAGAACGAUUCAUCAUCUGAUACGGUGAUUGAUAAGGGAUCGCAACCAAAGCCAACAAAAGCAACAAAAGAAACCAAAGCCAUCAUCUUAUCGCCGGGCAAAGAGCAAAAGAAAAAGCAGAAAGAUAAGUUCAAAAAGAUUAAAAAAUCUGAUGCCGCCAGUAUGGCUGCGUUUCUCGAGGCGGAAAGAAAAGUGUUCGAGGCCGAGGAAGAAAAGCAGCACACCUCGGUGGACCGGGUCGAACAGCAGCGUGAUCAAACCUCUCCCGCGAGUUCGAUCACCAAGGAGCAGAUCGAUACGAUCAUCGUUGGCAUCAACUUCGACCGACAGGUUUCGCUUUCGAACGUGGCUGCCACCGACGGCGCUAUGGGUGAAGUGGUGGUAGGAACAAGCAAACCGUGCGAUGAGCCGUUUGUGGUGAGUUUACCGGCCAGCCCCGUGAGGAAUGUGAACGAGUUCCGCAGCAAUCUGGUGUUCGAAGAUUACGAUUUUAUGCACGAAUCUCCGGUGAAGCGAUUGCCGGAACGGGAGUCGGUCGACGGGAAGAGCGGUGGCCGUUCGAAGGAAGUGAAAUUCAAACCGACACUCGAAAGUAUUCCCUCGGAUGGUGAUUUGAUGAAGCAGCAGGGUGAAACCGGUGGGAAAACGGCCACGGUCGAACAGACCACGAACGUUUCCGCUCCGACGCCGGCCGGUGAUCGGCAACCGGUGAGCACUGAACGAAAUCCCAACGGACCGGACACUGCGAAGGAAGACAGCGAUCCGAUGCAGCAGCUUUUAAUCAACGAGCGGUGGCGGGACAAUCGACAGAAAAUUUCCAUGAUCACCCACGAAGAGUACCUGCUGCAGCCGGUUUCACACAUCCGGCUGUCCCUGCCGAAAAUAACUGCCCAACAGAUCGAACGUCUGCCGAAAGAUGUGACGAUAGACGUCGUGCCGCUGGAACCGAUCGUGCUUGAAACGCCGAAGGACGAAGAGAUUGGGCGGAUGCACGAUGACGGAGCACGGGAUCACGAGGAUCGUGAGGUAGCUACCGUGGUGUCGGUGUUGGACAUUUCACCUUCGGUGGUGUACGAAACCCAAUCGGUGGACGUGCUGGAGAAAGAAGCGUCCUUACCGAGUGCGGACGAUGUUUACCCAAGUAUGGCAACGGAAGCGCAGCAUUCUGACCUGGAUACGGUCAACCGGCAGGAGGUGUUGUUGGUUGGUGAAACGCGCGAGUCUACGCGGCAGAUGUAUACAACGACCACAACGUCCGUCCUGUACCGUACGAGCACGAUAACGUACGUGCAAUCGACCGACCAGGAAGAGAUCGCCGAGAUCUACACAAGUCCCACGGUGGUGGAACAAAGUGUAGUGACGGAGCACUCGGCACCCGGUUUAGAUAGUUCGUCCUACUCAGAAGCGAAUCGAAGCAUGGAAGAGCAUACGAUCGCAAUGGAGAGGAUCACACUGGACGAACAGUCGUUCAAUGAGUCUCAGGCACUAGAAAUUUCGAUCGCUAGCACGAUCACUGAGGAUGAUCAGCAGCGUGAGCUGAGCAUGGCCGAUCGUAGCAUGGAGGAACACACGGUAGCAGCGGAACAAAUCGUAUUGGAAGAAGAACCUACGAUCGCUGAUCGCAUCAUUGAAAAAUCUCAGACUAUGGUUGACAUUGAUUCAAGCCUCACGGAAGAGGAACGUUUGUUGGUGCAAAGGCGCGAAGAAUCCUUCACGGCCAACACUCAACGGGGGGCCGUUAGCCGUUCGGGGAUAAGCUUUCUGAAUCUCCCUCUGGACGCACGGACGGACGGGAAAAUUGAAAUGAAAAUCGCCAGCAUUGAGGCUAGCGAAACGGUGCUCGAAUCCACCUGCUCCGAAUCGUCCUCCGAUCACCUGCAACCCGAUGACGGGGAAAUGCUGGUGGAAGGAAAAUUGCUCGUCGAGGUGAAAAGUAUUCCCCGAUCUGCAGGUGACACACUCGGUGGUCGGAAAGAUAAGCGUAAAAAGGAGAAGAAAAAACUGAAAGUCUUACCACCGGUCGCGGAUUCGGCUGCUUCGCCUCUGCAGGCCGUGGCACCCACGGCCGCAGCACCGGUGGUCAAUGUGUGGGAAGAGAUGAAGGGAAAGAAGACGUACGCCGAAGUGCUGACGGGUUCCGAGGCGGAAAGGAGAAUGCUUGAACAGAUCGGGGCACCUCACGGGGUGACCGAAGAGUCCGCUUCGCGAAAGGAAAGCGUAGUCGAAGUAGAACUCGGUGAUGAGCACGAUCUUCAGACGUUCAUUGAUAGCAACCGGUGCAGCCAGAAGGUCACGGCUGUAAGCGUUUCGUGGGCCGAUGAAGAAUAUGAUGAGGAAAGGGAUGUCAGCUCCAACGUCUCCCUGCCGGAAACAAGCGUCGCUUCAGUAGAAGAUGUAGGGAAAGAUCCAAAGGAUUCAACUUCAAGCGAAAAGUGUCCCAAAGAGGCCACGGUUCCCGAUAGGAAGCAGAAGAAGAAACAAAAGAAAGACACUACUCUUGCUGUGAAGGAGGAAGUGCUCGACGUAAUCGAUGCUCCUGUUGGGGCGUCCGUCGUGGAACCAUCUUCUGCACAGAGCUUGGGGUCAAAUGAAGAAGAUGAUCGUGUCAUGGGUCCGGUGGCUCUCCAGCCUGGAACGCUUUUCGUCAAGUUGGUUGAAACCAAGGAGGCAACCGAAGAUCGAACCGAGAAACUGUCGGGCGCGCAGAAGAAGAAGAAACAACGAAAAUCUAAGCAGAAAACGCCAUCCGUCGAAGAGGAAGAUUCGGUAUCGGAAAGUGUAACCGAAGAGCUUCUACCACCCGGUAGCAACCCCUCCGAGGAUCACGUUGAGAUUGUCCCGGAGGUUGUUCAGGUUGCAGGUGACGAGCCCAAAAUAGUGGUAGAGCAGGUUGAUGAGGUUAGGUCCGAAACGAUCGCACAAGAACCGCGCGAUUCAGGAUCGAAACCUAAGAGGCAGAGAAAUCGAAACAAGAAGCAAGCGUCAGUGGAAAAGGAACCGGAAAGUGGGUCGAAUCUAGCGGUCGGUACAUCCACGACCACCGUUCCACUGUCGGAGUCUCCAAAGGAAAUAGCACACCUUCUGGACCAUGAUCGCCAUGAACCCGCGGAGACGCUUGAGGUUUCCGGCGAACCACUUGAUGUGGAUGGUGAAAAACGUGUACAGUUUUCAGCGGAACUUGAAAUCCUUAAGGACGUUCCCUUGUCGGAAUCCCCGAAAGAGAUUGAGCAUCUUUUGGAGCACUCACUCGCGGAAUCCCUAUCACCGUUGAAGAUCGCUGAAGAGCCGUCGAUCACCGCCACACCCGGUGACGGCGGCGAAGAUACGGUCAAGCAUGUACAUUUUGUAAGCGAAAUUGAAAUCCUUCCGCCUGUUCCUCUGUCGGAAUCGGCGAAAGAAAUCGAGAGCUUGUGCCAGGCCAAAUUUACCGUCGAAGGAACUGUUCCGAUGGAGGUCGCAGAAGAAGAUCCGUUGCUCUUUUCUGCGCACCCGACGGUGCUUGGUGAAAGUCAAGCACGAUCGGUGCAGUUUGUGGAGGAAGUAGUUAUUGUUCCGGCCGUUCCUCUGUCUGAGUCGGCCAAAGAAAUUGAGCGGUUGAGUCGAAGUGCAUCCGUCGAAGUUCUGUCGCCAAGGGAGGAGAAUGUCGCAGAAGACCCGGAUGCGGGGGCAAACAAGCGCGUCCACUUUGUGGAGGAAGUUAUGAUCCUGCCGACCGUACCGCUUUCGGAGUCAGCGAAGGAAGUGAAGUGCUUGCAGGAGGAAGCACACCAGCCAUCGGGAGCGCGCGAUUUGAGCGACCAAACCGAGGAACUGCAGGAUGUGCCGAUCCGGACGGAAGAAUCCGGCGAUAGGCGGGUUCAGUUUGAACCGGUGGUAGAGGUUCUGCAAGUGGUUCCAUUUUCAGAAUCGGUCAAGGAAACCGAGCGUCUAGUGGAGGGUAAUAGAGCGGAAGAACCAGAGUCAGAGGAGUCCCCGAAACAGGAGGAUGGCCCGGAUGAGGUCAGUGUUGGCGAACCACGGCGAAAGGUUUCAUUUUCGCAAACGGUCGUCAAAAUUGAUACACCACUGGACGAUGAUGAUUUCGAAGUUAUCGAUAUGUCGGAUGUGACCCCCGCCAGUCUCGAAUCCAUGGUGGACGAUGCACCGGUUGAUGAGUCGGUUAGGGACAUCACUCCGGUGGAAGUGGAGAGUGCGGCGCCCUCGGGGAUGCUGUACUCGGAGGUAGUGGCGCAAAGCCCUGCGAAGAACGUCGCUAGUCCCAGUGGUUCGUUCAGUGUCACGGAUUUGGAUGAAGAAACAAUGAUCACAGAGAACUAUGUAGUCAUUCAAGAAUUCACGAUCGAUCGUAGCGAAUCUGAUCGGGGUGAGCUUGAAAUAGUAGACCAAUCUGUUCAAGCCGAGUUUGGCACUACGUCAGACCGGCCGAGUGCUGAAAAGUCCGACCUAAUGGUGCAGUUUCACCAACUGCUGCUGCAGACCCACAAACUGCAGCCCUCACAACACCAACACCACAACACCCAUCAGCAACAGAAGCAGCAGCAGCAACAUUCCACCGUCGACCCUUCCACCCUUCCCUUAGGUUCAACGGACAGCAUAGAAUUAAGUAAACAGAAUGUGGCUGAAUGCACCGUAAACCGUAAACAGACAUUAGUGGCGCAAAGUGUGGAAAGUAUUCUGGACUCGCUGAUCAGUGCGGAGCUAGAGAUGAACAAUCUACCGUACGACAACGUUAACGAUCUCAUCAAGGGUCUGCAGAUCCUGAUAACGAACCUCGCCGAGUACAAGCAACAGAAUUACGCGAUCGCGGGAUCACUACCGCCGAACGCGGACCGUCACGUUCGCAGCUCGGUCGAGCAGAUUGACGAGCGAAUCGAUACGCUGCGGCAGCGGGCGGAAAAUGGACUCGAAAAGAUCCAGCAAACCCUCAAACAACGCGAACAACGAAAAAGCGAAAUCCGAGACUAUUUGCAGCUACUGGAAGAGAUUGAACGGUGGAUCGCGGGCGCCAGCAUUCACCUGACCGAGGUGACGGAAUGCCGGACGGAGGAAGAGGCCCGACGUCGUCUGCAGGACGACCGGGCCGUACUGAGUGAUCUCCGGGAGAAGGAAACUUAUUUGCAGGAAGUGUUCGACAAGACGGAACCGUAUCUGGUGUACAAUGAUGUGUCCGAGCGGACGGGUACGUUGCGAGAAAAUUUGACCCUCCUGAUCCGUAUCCUGCGAGAAAAGGCGCUAAUUCUGGAGAACAACAUUCAGCGGCUGACGGCACACCUUGACCCACGCUCUACCGCCGUGGCCGUCGUCGUGGCACCCCAAACGGUAGAUAUUGAAAGUCAAACAAGUCCGUUCACAUCCAUAACGGAACCCGUCGCGGAAGUGCUGCCGGCCACGGUUGAGCAAAGAGUGGCCAUUCCCGUGACUUCGGUCGCAGCUCAAACGCAAAUCGGUGAACCCGCCACGACGGCCAUCACCACGGACAACAUACUGAUCAUUCAGUCGGUGGCAAAUGGGCGCGAAACGGUGCAGAUAUCGAACGUGCCGCGGACUUUCCACGGACCGGCGGGCGAUGGGACCGGCGGCGAAGAGGCGGUCGUGGUCGAGGCAAAGUACACACAGCCGAUGGCGGGCCGAGAGUGGGAUCGAUCGUCGGAGCUGUUGGUUCGGAACAUCCCGAGCCAGUUCGAGACGACGUUCACCGAGCCCGAUGACACGACGACGGAAAUCAUUGUGAACCGAGAUGGGUCGAAGAAGAUCACACUCCGCAAGGUGGUGCAACCGGCCCAAUCGAUCGAACCGGCGGCCACAACGGCCUCCGGGAAGGCUUCAAUUGUUACCUCGAUCGAUAUGGUAGCGCACGCCGCGGAACCGGUGACCACCGUCGAAGGGGUUGAUGUUGAGCUGUUGCCAGAGGAGGAGGAGGACGGAGCGAUCGUGAGUGAAUCGCCCGUACGGCGGGAGGCCGUAGAGGACGCGGCCGAAACGGUGGUGAGCGAGAUACUGGACGAACUGCAGAAGCAGGUGAUCGACAGCGAGCAACCUGCUGGUGGGCAGCAAGAGCAAGUGGAGGAGCUGCCACAGGUAUUCGAUUCACAUGACCAAACCGCACCAGUAGAGUUGAUUGCUUCUCACGUUGAGUCACCAACUAGUACUAGUAAACAAUUAGGCGAUGCCUCUGCUACCGCCACUGUGACCGCCACGGACGCCGUAACCCAUUCCUUAAGCCUUACCCAACCAAUUACAGCCAGCGAGGAACUAAGUGUGGCCCCACCCGAACCAGUCGAACCGAUCGAGUCGAUCGCUGAUGUGUGGCCAGUGGCCGAACAUAUCGUUGGUGGUGGGGUGGUUACGUUUGCAGAAGGAAAACGGACCGAGCCGAUGAUCGGUAGUCACGACGAAACGGGAGCAGUUUAUAGCGAUGCCGCCAAUGUAUGGCCAACAAGCCCGGUACGUGGCUCCGAUUAUAUCGAAAUUGAGCCAACUCUGCUGGAAUCGGUAGAAGAAACGGUGACCGUUGUUUUGGACGAUAAUCUACCAACGAUAGUAAGACGAGAGCUAGAAAUUGUAGUACCGAUCAGUAUGGAAGGCGAAAGAUUCGAAGAGAGUGCCCCUACGAUCGAGGCUGAGGAAGAAAUAAUCGUUCCGAUCGCACUGGAAACCGAAAGUGGAAAGAAGUUUGACGCUCCCGCACCGAGUGAAGUUCUGCAGGAGUCUGCAGUUGAAGAACAGCAUCAAGAAGUUGUGGUACCGAUCGUUGUUGAAAUGGAAACGGAUAGCGCUACCGUAUCAAAACCGAUCGAAGUUAUGGAAACGAUCGCAACAGUACAGCAUGAAUCACCACCGGUUGUGGAAACCGUUGUUACACGGACUGUCGAUACGAUAGAGGGAUUGGAAGGUGCCACAACCAUUCUCGAGACGGUGGUCGUAACCAAAACGAUCACAAUGGAAGAAGUAAUCGAGAUUCCUGGCGAAGAAAUGGUCGAACUGAGUGCGGAAGAAGAACUGGUCGAUGAUGGAGAACGCGUCAUCGUGGAAAAGGUUACCCACGUGACAACCAUCGUCGAGCGGAUCGAUGUUGAGCUGCCACCAUCAGAUGAGCCUGAUCAUGCCGAACUUCCGUUGGAACUAGCCGUUCGGGAGCCUGAAGACCCCGCCGUGCCACCAAGUGAACCGUCGGUGGCCGAUGGGGAACCGAAUCUUGAGGUACAGGUGGCCACCGUUGACGGGGCAAUGCAGAGCUCACUGAAGGUGACGAUGAGUGUGGAUCCGACGGAAACGAAAAAGGUUAGUGUUAGUUUGAUCGAGAUCAAGGCGACACCGGCCACGGCCGAACAGGAAAGCAGUUCGGUUCCGGUAGCGGAGUAUGAGGAGAUUGCCGGGUUAGGAGAGGUCAACAUCGACCAAGGAUACGAGGCCGAUAAGACGGCGACCGCUGACGCGGAGGACGCCGAUGGCGAUGAUAAGGGCAAAAAGAAACGGCGCAAGCGGAAGAAGGCAAAGAAUGACAACGAAAAAGCGUGCAAUACGGAUCCUGGAGAUCCUCCUCCGGGACAGACACCGGUUGAACGGCUAGAGUCGGUGGCUCAAGAAUCCGAGCAGGGCGGAUUUGAGUCUUACCAAAGCUUCGCUGAGGAAGAUCAACCGGUGGUCAGCACGGUCAACGUGCUGGAAGAAUCGGUCGAACCGGAGCUGGCCGAAGUGCCCGUGGGCAUUCCGCGGCAGAUUGUGGUGCCCAUCGAGGUGCUCGAAGCGGUUUACAUCGAGGACGUGCAGCAGCAAACGAGCCCGGUUCAGGGCGACGACGACGACGACGCCGAGAUCGCUAACAUUACCUCCGAGCGGCUGAUGGUUCCGAUCGCCGACUCGGAACAGCGCUCGAUGCAGACCUCUCCGGAACCGGAAGUACCGCGAACAUCCCAGCAGACGUCUCCGAUCGAGCCGGAAGUGCGUGGCGAGCAGCAAACGAAGGAGGCUCAAACCGUGCUGGCGGAAGUCGUUGAGAUCGAGACGCAAACAUCGGCACCACCAUCACUAGCGCAGCAAGAAGCGCAGACGGAUGAGCCGAUGGUCGGUGAUGUCCCGAAGGCCGUCGUCGUUACCAGCGAUAGCGCUAAUCAAACGGCCGCGAUUGAAACGAAAGAAACGCACCAGCAAGCCACGGACACCGAAGAGAUCGUGGGCCCCAUUCUGGCACAAAUCGUACGGGAUGUGGUCGAUCCGGCGCUGAUUUAUCGGCGCCAAUCGAUGCAAACGAGUCCGGUACAGUUCCAGGCGGAAGUGCGCACGUCGGAUGAAGGCGCGCAGACUGCCAUUCUGGAACUACACGAUGCGAAUGUGGAGACCGAAACGGUCGCCAGAGAGGAUCGUGGAAAUUCUCCUGCACCCGAAGCGACGGAUAGCGCUGCCAUGGUGCCUGUGACGACCGAUUCGGCCAUUCAGACAAGUCCAGAGCAUGUGGCGGAACUUGCCAUUACACCCAAGUACGAAAUUCAGGACGAAAUUCUAAUACAAACCGUGGCACCACCGACGACGGAAAGCAGGGAUAUGCAGACCGAUCGCGUGGCGACUGCCGAAACCGAUGCCGGACAAACGGCGGGCCCCAUAACGGAGAUUACCGAAACCGUGACCAUUAGUACGCAAACGAGAACGACCGAGCCGCCCCGAGAGGAGCCAGCGGACGAUGAGAAGGACAGCAAACGGUCGAAGAAGAACAAAUCCAGGAAAUCCAAGGACGGCCGGAUUCCGAUCGAGGUGGAAGUGAGCGCGCAGAUGAUCGUGCCCAGUUCGAGUCAGCAAGGAGUGCCCGGAGCGGGUGGCAAUGAAACGGUAACGGUGACCAAGACGAUCGUCACGGACACCGGAGCAACGGGGCCUGACGUCGGGUUGAGCAUUCAGGUCGAGAUUGAUCCCGCGUAUGGAACGGUAGAAGAGAGCUCAACGAUCACCGAAGCGCCGGCAAGUUGUCCGAUCAACGAGUCGCUGGAUGCUGCCCAAAGCCAGAGCCUACGGUUGAGUUUGGCCGACUACUUCUCGAUCAUCAAAUCGCAGCAAGGAUACGCCGAAAAGCGACUCAUUCCGUGGCGGGACAUAAAUGAAAUGUUUGACACGACAACGGCCGCAGCGGCGGCGGCGCAGCCGGUGAGCCCCGAUGAUCCGCGGCGGGAUCGCUUCCGAAUGGCACUGCGAACGAUCAGUUUCAGUGGCGAGGAAGACGAUGCGCUGGCCGAAACGAACGAUCUGGAGCACGUGCUGGCCCUACUGGAGGAUCACCAGGGCGAGCCACUCGUCCAGCAGCAGCUGCUGUUUGAUGUGGUCGAAAGUGUUACGCGAUCGCUGGAGGAUCUCGAUGGUGGGUUGUGUUUGGCGCAGCAGCAGCAGAGCGCCGGCAGUGCCGGGGACAGUCUAGCGCCGCCGAUCGAUCGGGCAAAGUUGCACCGGAUCUACAAGAUUCGGUUGAUCCGCAUCGAAGAACACAUCCUGCGAAUCAUCACGUACGUCCAGCGAUCGAAGGUCGGUCCCAACAGCAAGGAAGUGGACGAGUGCCUGAACCAUUUGCUGAGGCAGGUGAAGGGGCUCGAGCAAGCGGUGGCCAACGAGGAGCGCAAUAGCGAUGCCAAUGCUACCGCCAUGCGCCGGAUUACGGACGCGAUGCGUGAUAUGAACCGACAGCUGGAUGCGCUCGAGGGAACCCUGCAGACGCUGAGCGCCAACGAGUCCAUCCCGAUCGGCCGCAAGCUGGUGGAGCUGGAGGGCAUCGAAGCCGCCUGCCGGUCGGUACAGAACGCACUGAACACGCUCACCAACGAGUACAACGGAAUCGAGGCCAAGGUCGAGGCCGGAAAGGUGGCGACGGAACUGGACCAGAACACGCAGCAAUUGCGCCGGCUGGAGAACGGGAUCGUGCUCGAGCGCAACAAGCUUCUGCAGCUGAACAGCCUGGCGGACGAGUACGAGCAGACGCUGCUCGAGUUCCAGGACAUUACGGCCGCGGCGGAACUGUUUAUCGAGAACGAAAUCGUGACCGGCUCGCUGGAGGAACUACAGGAGGAGAUGCAACGGUACCGCAAGUUCUUCGUGAACCUGAACCACUGCAAGGCCAUUCUGGAGUCGCUGGAAGCGAACCUGGACCCACUGACGCGUCAGAAGCAUGCGGAACUUCACUCGUCGCUGUACAACCGUACGAAGCUGAUCCUUGAGAGUGCCGUCGAUCGGGCGGGCAAGCUGGCACUGGCCGCUUCCCGCUGGACGGUGCUCGAGAAAGAGAUGCUCGCCGAGAGCCAGUGGCUGCAGGUUGCGCAGCAGCGUGUGCCGGACCUGGCGAACGUGUCCUCGGCCGACUACGAGCGGUACAUGACGAUGUACGAAUCGCUCGCCCAGGACAUCGGGAACCAUCUGGAGAAGAUGCGCGCCCACAACGGGACGGCCCGGGCCAUGCAGGAACUCAUCACGGCGCCGGUCCUCGAGAAGGACAGCUCCGAUGCGCUGGUGGUGGUGAUGCAGCUCCGCGAGGAAGUGCAGCUGUAUCUGCGGCUGCUGACCAAGUUCAAGGCGCACUGGCACCGGUACAACGUGCACGCGGACAAGCUGGGCGACUGGCUGCACGAGUGCGGCGGGAAGCUGGCCACCAUUAGCAUCGGGCAGAACCUGGCCGAAACGCCCGUCCAGGAUAUGCGCUCGUUCUGGGAGAUUAAGGCCCAGUACGAGGUGCUCAACAGCAAGGUGUACCGCGGGGCGUGCGAUUCGUUCGAUCUGGCCCUGGGCACGAUCGGCGUGACGGAUGAGCAGCUACAGCGGCAACUGCACGGCCAGCUGCUCGACAACUGGCUCGUGGUGUCCGGCCGAAUCGCCGACCUGCAGCGGAACAUUGCGGACUCGAUCAAGACGACGGCUACGCCGCCGGGCGAAAAGAUUGCCUUCUUCGAGCAGGAACUGGCUGAGAUUGGGCGUGAGUUCGACGGCAGCAAGACGGUGCUAAAGAGCCAGGAAGACCUGUACGGGUAUAUCGAGCGUAUGCAGAUGCUAAAGACGCGCAUCGCGCUGGUCGACACGGAACUGGGUCAGUUGGCGCUGGCACUCGACUACGACACCGAGAAAGUUAGUGCGAUCUUCGCGCUGUCGCGCCGCCUAUCGCUCCAGAUUGCCGAGGAACUGGAGGCGGCCGAUACGUUCUACCGGCGGCUGGAAGACAUCGAGACGGGUAUCAAGGCGCAAGAGCAGCGCCUGACGGAGAUCGCCCGCGUACUGGACGAGUGCGGUGACAGCGUGAACGGGAAGCGAUCGGCGGUCGAGAAGGCACUGGGCGACUGCAAAGACUGUCAGGAUGCGCUCGGACCGUGCUGGAACGAGCUGAUGCGCCUGCGCCAGAUGCUACACACAUUGCCGAUGAACCUGAAGGUGUCCGUGUCGCCACUGCAGACCGAGCGCGAUCUUUCGACGCUCCAGAACGUGCACAGCGAUCUCGAGCGGCGCUGCGAUCAGGUCGGCGCGCUGCUCCGCGCUCGGCAGACGCUGUGGAACAAGUUCCACCGUCAGCUCGACGCGAUCCAGGAGCACGUGCAGGAGACGGAGUUUAUGAUGGAACUGCUGCAGCUGCAGGAGAGUGCCGAUUACAACCGGUUGCUGAAGGCGACCGAACGGUUGGAUACCCUCCUGGCGGACAUUGAAAGCCGCAAGGAUAUGAUCGAGGACCUGCAGACGAUCGCGCAGCCGUUGGUGGAAGCGUCCGACGCGAGCGUGUCGGCGGAGAUCCAGGAAACGGUGCAGCAGAUCAGUGUGGUGUGGGAGAGCACCCGGGAGAACCUGCGCGAUCUGUGCGAUCGCUACGAGAAGGCGGUCAAGCUGUGGCAACACUAUCACGACGUGUGCGACACGGUCAAGGAGUUUACCGAGUUCACCGAGUACGACGAUUUGCGUCGGCUGGAGGAUCUACCGCAGGUGGAAGUGUACCAGCGGGCGCUGCUCGAUCAGCGCCAGGAAGUGGACAAGCUGCGCAAGCUGAUCGGUGAGAUCAACGAGCAGGUUGGGUUCAGCAUCGGCGAUGCGCUGCUGGCCGAGAUCGACGAGUAUGGGAAGAAGCUGGAUGACAUCGAACAGGGAGUGAUCGAGCGGCGCGUUAAGGUGCACGAUCGCGAUGCGCUGCGCGUCGAGAGGGCUGACGUUGCGCAAGUUUCCCGUGGGGUGCUGGAGCACGUGCAAGAGAGUUUACAACAGAAACAGCAAGCGGUGGACACGGAAAAUCUGACCAACAAGAUCGUCGAUCUGCGCUCGUACCUGUUGAGUCUGUGCGGAACGAUGGCCCGGUUGAAGGAUAUCCACCGCCACGGGGAGCGUGGCACCCGGGACGACAACGGAAACCUACAGAACCUUCACUCGGUGUCCCAGAACUUGCUACAGGAUACGUACCAACAGUACCAGGAACUGGUACAGCAGCUUGUCGGCACCACGGAUGACGACGGCCGGGUGCUGGACUUUUGGCAGGAGUACCUACAGUUCGUGCAAACGUUCCUGUCCGCUGGCAUCCCGAGCGACUACGGCCAACUGAGGGCCCACCGUGAGCAGUGCCUUCUGCUUCGGACGCUGCUGGUCGGCCUGCGGAAGGAGCUGCUGCAACGGGGCAAAAUCGAUGUCCGGCUAGUGGAUCGGUAUAACGAGCUGAGCGUGCUGUACGGCGAGCGGGUCGAGCGGUACGAGGAGCGCAUCACGGAGAUCGAUAACCGGCUGUGGCACUGGGAAAAGUUCCGCACGCUGGGCGGUCGGCUGCGGGACGCGUUGGCCAACGUCGAGCGGGAAAAGUUUACGCUCCAGCUGGAGUACAUCAAUCUGCAGGAGCUGCCGAAGCUGAUCGCGAAGGUGAACGCCCUGCUGGAGCAGUUCCCGCGGAUGGAGGGCGACCUGGACGCGAUGGCCGCCGAAAUGGCCCAGUUGUCGCUGUACGGCGACGAGGGCACGACGCUGAUCGGGGCCCGCAGCGAGCAGGGCAAGAUCGGCGAGAAGGUCGGCAAACUGCAGGACAACGUGGAAACGUGGAAGAACUUCCUGUUCGGUAUCGACGAGCUGUACGGUCGCUUCACGCGCCGUGCGUACGAGGUGGAGAGCAACCUGCACGAGCUGCAGGAGUGCCUCGGUGAGCUCGAGGCGGGCCAAGUGGAAGCGAAACUAAACCUCGUCCGGAACUACCACGUCCGGUUGGGCACGGUACGGGACGGUGGUCUGCAGGAGAUUGGCCGCAUGCAGGACGAACUGAAGGUGUGCAUCAGCAUGUUCGAUGUGCGCCGUCUGCACAAACGCGUGUGGACCCUGUGGCAACUUUACGGCAAGCUGGAGCAACGGAUCGUGCUGGUGAUGAAGCGCACCGAGGAGAGCACUCGCAAUCGGAAGCUGUUCUUUGACCAAUACCGGGUGCUGCUCGACUGGAUGCAACAGUUCGAGGACGCCAAACUGAACGACGAUUCCAAUCGGUACGAAGCGUGCACCGACGAUCGGGAGUUUAUUCGCGGGGUCGAGGAAUCGACGCGCCAAGAGCUGGCCCUGAAGGAGUACGAAAAGGAGUGGCUCACGGUGACGGGCAAGGGGCUGAUGGCGCACAGCUCGCCCGACCAGCAAGCGGAAGUGAUGGUACACCUGGAACAGCUUCACGCCCGCUGGGAUCACCUGCAGCGGCUGUGUGACGCGCGAUCGCAGAAGAUCGCCGAAAUCGAGCUGACGGUGCGAUCGCUCGAGACGCGCAUCGCCGAGAUCAAGGCGUGGAUGGUGGGCAUCGAGCGGGAACUGCGGGCACCGUUCGCCACGAUCGACAGUUUGGAGAAGACGGUGCUCGAUCGGUUGCUGGACGAGUACGAGAAGCUGCAGCGCUCGAUCGAAGCCAACAGUGGCAACGUGGCGGAAGUGUUGAACCUUUGCGAGCUGCUCUUUAUCGACGUCCAGUCCUGGAACGUGCACAUCGAUCGGCGCAGCAUCCAGAACGACGCAAAGGACCUGGACUGGCGCUGGAAGGCGGUUUGCUGCGAGGCCGGGCGGCGCAAGCAGGAUCUGCUGGCCGUGUGGAACAUGCUGCUGGAGCUGCAGAAGAUCGUGGAAUCGCACCAGGGCUGGGUCACGGAGCAAGAUCUGUAUGUGCAGGGGGCCGAGGAGCUGCUCGGCAGCUACGAUGGCGAACGGAUGGACGAAGAGCUCGAAACGAUCGCGAUCCGGCUGAGCGAUGUAGCCGGCCAGGAACCGAUACAGUGCAUCAUGCGGCGGCUUUACGUGUCGCUCGUGCACAACGAUCGCAUCGCGAGCGAUGGACUGCGCGUGAUCACGGGCCCCGCAUCCCACAUGCUGACCAUCUGGGAGCGGCUUCAGGUGCGCUUCUGUACGCUCCGUACCGAGCUGGAGCGCUACCGGUCGGAGUACGGCACGUUCGUGGUCGAGUACGAGCGCAUCAUUCUGGCGUUGACCCAGAUCGACGUGCAAGUGACCCAGAUCGAGCACCUUCCGCCGGCUGGACCGGGGCCAGAGUCGGAUCUUCAGCGGCUACAGGAGCUACACAGCGAGCUGCUGUUGGUGGUGGAUCUGUUCGCGAAGGAAGACACGCUCGGGACGAACCUCGUGGAGCGCCACUCGGCGAACAAUGCGAUGAGCGAAGACAUCCGGCAGCGGAUGGCCGAGUACCAUCGGUUGGGCAACGGUAUUAAGGACCGGCUCGAUGCGCUCCUGGAGCGGACGGCUGCAGCACUGGCGGAGUCGUCGUCGGUGGCGGUGCAGGUCGAUACGCUCCGGUUGGGCCGCAGCGAGUCCAUUACCGCGAAGGAUGCGUACCGUUACCAGCUGGAGACGGCCCUCGGCGAAGCGGCCACCAAUUUGCGGUUGCUACACGAAGCGAUCGAAGCCAUCAACGCAAACAACUUCAUGUCCUCGACGCAGAACGUAUCGAAAGCGUCGGCCGCCUGCGAAUCAUCGAUCGAGCUGAUCAAGCACCUCAGCACGUUGCUCCAAUCGGAGUGCUCGGCGACGGCAUCGGAAGCGUGUGCCGGGCAAGUCCUGCACGAGGUCGAACGGUACCAGCGGUUGCUGGCGGAGUGGACCGAAAAGCAACAGCAACUCGAGGAGUCCAGGAUCAUACCUAAAGCUUACAAUUUUAACUGCAUACACAAUGCCGACUACCUAACGUGCCCGCUGUGUACGAACCGGAACUGGCAGCAGAUCGACAACGAUCUGUGGCGCUUGGAGCAGUGGCUCUCGAUGGCCGAAGCAGCACAGCGGGCGCAGCUUUCGAGCCCCCCUUCGGAUAUCGACGCCCUGGAGGACACGAUACAGGACCAUCGGGAGUUCCUGCUGGACCUGGACAGCCACAAGAGCAUCAUCAAGUCACUCAACAUUGUCGGCGAACAUUUGGCCACGCACACGCGCGACACCGGACGGGCCACGAAGCUGCGGGAACGGUUGCACGGGAACAACGGGCGCUGGGAUCGGGUUUGUAAUGGGGCCUCGCGGUGGCAGUCGGCGCUGAACGGUGCGCUGAUGGAGAACCGAGAGUUCCACCGUACGAUCGGUGAACUGAGCGGUUGGCUGGAGCAGACGGAGGCGCGCAUCAAGGCCUCGGAACCGAUCGAUCUGACCAGUGGCGAUGAGCGGGCGGUCGAGAAGAAGUAUCGCAUGUUCCGCGAGCUUCGGGCCGAUCUGAUGCGCUGCGAACCGCGUGUCGUUAGCCUGCAGGAAACGACCUCGCAGCUGACGAAGUACGUGGACGCGAACAAGUCGGAAAAGUUCGACGAAGUGUACGCAAAGUUGACCGAUCUGCGGUUACGGUUCCACUCGAUCCGCCGGCUGGUGGAAAUGUACAUCAUCAAAAUCGGUGCCGCCCUGGGGCACGACAGUAGAACUAGCUUGGGCGAGGUGCCACCGGGCCGCGGCGGUUCAUCGGUCGCCUCGUCCGCGGCAUCACUAAGGCUCCGCCGGACCUCGCAGGACGAGCAGAUGCAGGAGAACGGAGCCCGCCACCAUCCACCAUUAGCAACGGCACACGAUUCCAGUACAAAUGCUGGCACCGGAGACACGGAGGGAGACGACGGAGAUGUCAUCAACACUACGAUCCUGAGGAGAAGCUAUCGCUUCUUGGGUCGUGUCAUUCGUGCCUCGCUCCCGAUCCAAGCGAUGCUGCUGUUGCUGCUCGGUGUCGUCACGCUUAUGCCCCACGGUGAAGAGUACUCCUGCACGCUGGCCAACAACUUCGCGCGCAGCCUCGAACCGAUGCUACGCUAUCCGAACGGACCACCGCCAAUAUAGGGAACCCGCAGUAGUUACCAUUCCUUUCAUUGUUCCUCUUCCCGCACUUCCCCAUCUCUCGUCCUUAUGCUAGUCGCGUGGCUCUCUUCCGAGAGGACAACUAUUCCUAUUCCUUACCACAUUAGAUAUGCGUACGACUAACCCAAUAACAGCUUUUCGUAGAAUUAGAAUCCGCCACCACGGGAGAGUGGUGGCUUCUGUACAGUUUCUCCAACGCAAUACUAAUGCACAAAGCCAUAUCCAUUACACGCACCUUAGCUAGGGUAAAGGCAAUUGACGGAUCGGAUGGAUCGAAGAGGAUUGUGGUCGUAAGUUUAAUCACAUAAAUAUUCCGAUA
Molecule: messenger RNA, 18613 nt
Organism: Anopheles cruzii
Lineage: Eukaryota; Metazoa; Arthropoda; Insecta; Diptera; Culicidae
Product: muscle-specific protein 300 kDa-like
Exons: 20
Biological process (GO): nuclear migration
Cellular component (GO): cytoplasm; meiotic nuclear membrane microtubule tethering complex; nuclear outer membrane
Molecular function (GO): actin filament binding
Source: RefSeq, a predicted model, not a curated record